Molecule: messenger RNA, 2419 nt
Organism: Amoebophrya sp. A120
Lineage: Eukaryota; Dinophyceae; Syndiniales; Amoebophryaceae
Source: the annotation of a GenBank genome assembly
UUUGCAAUUUUUGCGACUCGACUUCGAGUGGCAUGAUGAAUCGCAGAAGCGAACAAGAAGUACUUAUCAAAGAAGAACAAAGGCAAGAACACAAGGACAAGCAUCAAGGAGAAGUAUUAUCGGGAGAAGAAUAUUCAAGAAAAAGAUGGGAAUAUUCUCGGCGGCGCAGUACUGCCUGAGCCACGAACAGUACCUGGGUUCGACAUGUUUCGCCGACGUGGAUCCGCACGGCAUAGCUGGCACGACUGCUCGUGCGACUCGGGGAAGAACCUCCUUCUACGAUGCGGGACAACAAGAACGUCGGAACUACAGUUUUGCCGACGAGGUAAAAAAUCCGGUCGUGCCAUGGCAAGAUAUCAAUAUUCUCGGAAGUAGUAGUGGUCCUCGUCGUGCAUCAACAGCUUCGAAAAACAGCACCAUGGGGAAGAUCAUGACACUGAAGUUGACAAACCCGAAACACCACCUCUACACGAAUUUCCUGACGUUCAACAAACCUUUCAUCUAUCCGAGCGCACACGAUGAACAGCUCGUCGGCCCUCUGCCUCAUGGUCAUGUGAUGUCAGGCGAAAACCGCGUCGCUGCCUGUUUGUCCUUUGGCACUGUUUCUUGCAGGAAAUCAAGGUAGUUUGUUGAUAUUCGGGACCGCAAUAUUUUUAAAGUAAGAGCUAGAGCACCACGUACGGUGUUGGUGUUCAGCACCGCGUGUAGAACUAGAACCGACGUUAUCGAGAUGCGAAAGCUCCCAUGUUGGUGGUGCUUGUUCUGCUGCUGCAGAAGAGGCCAACAUGAUGCAAAUGAGGAAGGGGCGGGGAUGAAGUUGUUGUGCAAGCGCAUAUCAUCGACGCCGAGGCCAGUAAUACGUACGACAGUUAUCAAAUGUAAAAAUGUCUGGGUCUGGAAACUUGUGAUGCUGGGUGGCGUAUCAUGAGGAAGCCAUAAGUGCUGGCUCAGCAUGACAAGUUUCUGAGCUUCUAGGUGUUGCCUAUUCAGCAUGACAAACUGCGUUUUUGCACGACAGGAAAGUGGGGCUCUUGGGUAAGUAACCUGCAUGACAGGUUUAAGUGUCAUGCCAGAUAAGCAUGACAAAUCGCGCAUUCUUCCAGACCCAGACAUUUUUACACUUGAUAACAGUGGCGCUAACCCGAUGUUCGGGGCGAAGCGCGCCCUGGACCCCGGGGGCUAUCCUGUGUAAAAACGUCCCCAUACCAGAGUCAAAUUGGGGACUUUGCAACACAAACCUUGAAGUUUUGGGAAGCACGCAUGACAAAUUGUAGGCUGUAGUGUAGUGCAGUUUAGCAAACAAAGCCGCAUAACAAAUCCAUCUCCAUAUCCUGUUUACAGCAUUACAAGUUCCAAAAUACAACGGGAAAUGCCUCUCAUCGGGAUGCGCAUUACAAACGCUCUUGUGCUUGCAGAUCUGCAUGACAACUCUGCGGUGGGGAUGUUUUUACACAGGAUAGGGGCGGCUACUGGGUCAGUGACGGGCAGCACGGGAAGGAAGAAGUGAUCAGCAUCCAGGCAUCCUUGAAGCACCGCCACCGAAGCAACGGCGUCAGGAUCAACUGGGCCUAUGCCCCGGGAAUGGUAAAAAUGAAAGACCGCACAUUUCUUCGUCUUCCUAGAAGAUAGAGCGCACUUAUUUAUUCGCGUGUUAUUGCGAUGCAGCACCAGCACAGUCCUGCAACUUGGCUUCACUUCACUUCAGUAAAAGUUGAUGACGGGAACAAGGCGAACUUGUUCAACUGAUAUUAUUUCUCUCUGUCUAUACUCAGGUCCGCGUGCGGGUUUCGUCCGACGGAAAGCAUUUCUCCGACAGCGUUUGCUGGACAAAGACGACCGUGCCGGACGAAAGCUACGAGCAGGUGCUAGAGUUCGACCGUCCGCGAAACAUCAUGGCGGUCCGGAUUGACAUGAAGCAGCCCAGAUCGUACAAGUAUUUCGGAAUCAACCAGAUGUCGUUACGCUGAAGGAGGUGAAAAAAGCGACCGUAUAAUAUUAUCGAUCCGGUUUUUAUUUAUUGCAAUGAGGUGUAAGACUAAGAGUAAGGCGGUCUCAGGAGUUCUUGCCUGUAGUUGCAACCUAAUCUGGUUGGUAUUCUUUUGCUUGAUUUUCAUUUUGCCCUCCCUCGCCUUACAAGCAUGCUCUGCAAGAGCUGCGCAGCAAAGAAGUGUCGCUGGUGACCGCAUUCCGUUUCUUGACAGGACAAGAAGCAAGUACAAUUACCUAGUGUCGAAGAUAGACUUCGCUUUUGCACCAGCUGCGCCGAUGACUACUGGAAUUAGAGAAUACACGACAACUCCAAUAAAGAUGAAAAGAAUCACCAGCCAGCGCUUCGCGCUUUUUCUUGCCUGCAGUGUUUGUUUGCAAGGAGCUCGGCUUUUGCUUCCAGCACGUGAAGAUGCGGGAUCAGGAAAGGAUU